Molecule: messenger RNA, 306 nt
Organism: Rodentolepis nana
Lineage: Eukaryota; Metazoa; Platyhelminthes; Cestoda; Cyclophyllidea; Hymenolepididae
Source: the annotation of a GenBank genome assembly
AUGGAAGUUGAUGACUCGGAAGGUGAGGAAUUGAGUUACUAUAUUGAUAAGUGCCAAUUGACCAAUCAUCCCAAAAGUCCGAAAUCUGUGCUAAAUUGUUUAAUUGGAUCAGCUGCCAACUUUGUUUUGGAUUUUUAUUGGUUUCGCUCUAUUGUUUCUCCUAUAGACGAAGAUUUUAUGAAUCCACCCCAACACAGAGGAAACGAGUCGCUUUCUCCGCGCCGAGUUAUUCCGAUUGAGGUUGUUGAACGCGACUACGAGGCUCAUGUGAGGCGUCAUUCUGUUUCCCCCUCUCGAAAAAGCUAG